Messenger RNA from Mytilus trossulus (common blue mussel), 1230 nucleotides. RefSeq lists its product as uncharacterized. The transcript is spliced from 6 exons. Gene Ontology annotation, molecular function: catalytic activity. The coding region runs from base 3 to 1151 and encodes 382 amino acids. Lineage: Eukaryota; Metazoa; Mollusca; Bivalvia; Mytilida; Mytilidae. The record is from RefSeq and is a predicted model, not a curated record.
CCAUGUUUGUUCAUCAUUAUUAUCUGGUGUUUGGCUGUAUACUCUCACUUGUGUACGGCUCGGACGAAAAGUGUCUUACAAAGAAACUUGUGACCUUUAACACCGGACUACAACCGAGUACUGUUAAGUAUUACGAUGAGAGAAGAGAACUAUUGGUUCCCGCCCUAAAAGACUUACGUAGUGAUGUCAUUUGCUUACAAGAGGUUUUUUAUGGGAGGGAUGUUAAAGAAACAGUACAUAGAUUAAUGUUUACUUAUCCGUACUCGUACAGUUCUCUCCACGAUAGUCAUGGUAGGCUUAGCUAUAGUAUGAUGCAGAAAGCUCCUUGCCAAGGAACUAAGAGCAUGCAGUUUUUAACAUGUUUCAGUCAAAAAUGCCACCCAACUGGUCAAACCUUGCUUGGACUUCUAGAUUGUGCUCUCAAACAAUGCAAAAUGCUUGAGUUGUCUGAUUUUUGUAUAACUUGUAUCUUAGUUAGUGGUCCAGAGCACAUUUCUAAACAUUGCUUAGGACCACAAGCACUCCAGAUGAACAUUCCAGGAUUGUUAGUGUUAAGUAAACGGAAGUUAUGGACUCCUAAACGUACACCAUUCAUUCAUGGAGUUAGGCCAUUCUUCAGAAGGGAAUUUAUAACGGCGAGGGUACAAGAGUUAGGAGAAAUAAUGUGUACUCAUCUGACACCUGCAAAUGAUACAAUUGCACAAGUGUUCCAAUCUUCCUUCUUUGCUGACGGAGAGACAGAAAACCUGUUUGAAACGAUAUCAUUAUUACGUCACAUCCGACAUGAAAAAGACAUCUUAUUGAUGGGUGACAUGAAUUCUGGACCAUCUAUAUCAUCUAGGCAUAUACAUUAUGUGACAUCAGCGUCUUUUGAACAGUUUAUGAAAGGUAAUCUGCGUUCUCCCUACGCAGAGCUGGUAGGAAAACCUACGUAUUCACCACACGAAAACACAUUGACAUCUGGACACGAUGAUACCAGCAUUAUAGAUCAUAUUCUCACCCGUGGAUAUAAAAUUUUAGGAGCUAAGAGAGUACUUGACCAACUUUCGCCUGAAAAGGAGUUCCCAUUGUCUGACCACUACGGAGCAGAAAUAUCUGUGCGCACUAACUGUCGCAGCGAUUUGAAAGACUCGGAACAUUUGAUUGAUUAAAGCAGGCGCAUUAUAUUUGGCUAAGCGAUCUAAUAUUUUAGGUCUAUUUAUGUUCUUUGCAGCGAUUACAUUUAAUUUU